Messenger RNA from Anopheles nili, 1746 nucleotides. RefSeq names its product esterase B1-like. The coding region runs from base 1 to 1746 and encodes 581 amino acids. NCBI's taxonomy places the organism in Eukaryota, Metazoa, Arthropoda, Insecta, Diptera, Culicidae. The transcript is spliced from 4 exons. The record is from RefSeq and is a predicted model, not a curated record. Gene Ontology annotation, molecular function: hydrolase activity.
AUGCGCCCCUUCUUGGCGGCCGUUCUGCGGCUGCUCGUUGGACUGUUCACAACCUGGUUAGGUCGCGUUUGGCUCAAGUUCCGAUCACCGUCAACCACGUGUACUGUUACGAUCGCGCCGGGUAAGUUGCGUGGUGUCACGCGGCUAGCCCAUGGAGUCGCGCAGUAUCAUUUCUUCAAGGGCAUUCCCUACGCCGAGGCCCCAGUGGGUGAUCGACGGUUUCAGGCUCCGGUUCCAAUGGAGUCGUUCCAACAGCCGGUGUUGGAUUGCUUUGUCGAAGGCAGAAAGUGUCUGCAGUACGAUCAGAUCCUCAACGUACGCGUAGGAUCCGAGGAUGGGUUGUUCUUGAACGUGCACACUCCGGAGUUACCGAAUGAAACCCCCAACGCUACUGCGAAACAGCUCCCAGUCAUGGUGUACAUCCACGGAGGUGGCUUUUUGAGUGGCAGUGGAGAUGCGUUCCUGUACGAUCCGGUGUACUUCAUGCCACACCGUGUAGUGAUCGUCACGUUCAAUUAUCGACUUGGCCCGCUUGGAUUUCUCAGCUUCCCCGAGGCCGGUAUCGCUGGUAACGCCGGUCUAAAGGACCAAUUGCUAGUGUUGGAGUGGGUUCAGAAGAACAUUGCUGCCUUUGGAGGCAACCCAGAAAAUGUGACACUGUUUGGGGAAAGUGCAGGUGCCAAAGCGGCCUAUCUGCAUUAUCUCUCACCGGUAUCCAGAAAAUACUUCCAUCGAGUGAUCUGUCAAAGCGGAGUCGCCUGCUCGGACUUUGCGCUUCAGGUUGAACCAAGUCUCAAGGCACGCAAGUUGGCCGAAUGUUUAGGCUAUCGUGGAUCUUCCGACACCGAAGCACUGGAAGUUCUCCUGAAAGCACCGGCAUGGGAGUUGUUUAAACAUCAACUAGCGACAGUGGGUGAAUGUGAACGACACCAGGAACUCCAGUUCCCCUUCCGUCCGGUCGUAGAAGGUGAUCAACCGGGUGCCGUAGUAACCCAGCAUCCUCUAGAUGCUCUGCAAUGUGAGCUUGUACCUCCAAUUCCUAUUAUCACGGGGUGUAAUAGUGGCGAAGGUAUGGUGGCACUUGCCAAAGCCAAACAAAAUCUAAACGAAUACAAUCUCCAUCCGGAACGGCUGCUACCACCGAUGCUACGUCUGCCUGUAGAAGUUAAUGCGACCGACCUGGGCCGUCAAGUGAAGCACUUUUACUUUCAAGAUCGUCCCGUCGGGCGUGACACCCUUCCUGAGCUGAUGGAUCUGCUGUCAGACAACGAGUACCUCACAGCGACGGUUACAGCAGCCGAGUUGAUGGCCAGACGCCAGCCGAAGGUGCCUCAUUACUGCUACUACUUCACACAUGAUGGGCGGCUAGGAAAUAUCAAGCGUUUGCUCAACAUGACACAUUUGCCAGGUGUGUGCCACGGAGACGACGUGUUCUACAUGUUCCACUCGGUGCUUAACACUCCGUUGGUGGAAACAGACAAUGAAACCUUCGUUCGUUACGCAUUUCUGACGAUGUGGAGCAACUUUGCUCACUAUGGAAAUCCUACUCCUGUCGACGGGCAUGCGACAUCGAAAUUGCCUCGGUGGGAAGCAGUUCAACCCUGUGGGAAAGAUGAAUUUACUUUGCGUUGCCUGCAUAUUGAUCGAGAGCUGCAGAUGAUACCGAAUCCGCUAGAGAAGAGGAGCAGUUUUUGGAGGGAUCUGUUUCGGAAGUACGGAUACGGAUCAAGAAAGUUACCGAAUUAA